UGUACUUGCAGGAAUCCGUAGUAUCUGCUGCUGAUGCAGAAGAGAGAAAAUGGCUGGCCUUCAGUUCUUUGUUCCAAGCUUGUGCAGAUCAAGGGAAAGAAAGCUGUGUGAGAGGCUUCGAUAACGAGAUUGCAAGAUGGAUGUGGAGAAGCUCAAGAAGAUGGCGGGCGCUGUGCGCACCGGUGGAAAGGGCAGCAUGCGCAGGAAGAAGAAGGCAGUUCACAAAACAACAACCAUCGAUGACAAGCGGCUUCAAAGCACUUUGAAAAGAAUCGGAUUGAACACUAUUCCUGGUAUUGAGGAGGUCAACAUUUUCAAGGAUGAUGUUGUUAUCCAGUUUCAGAAUCCUAAAGUGCAAGCAUCCAUUCCUGCAAAUACAUGGGUAGUCAGCGGAGUGCCACAGACAAAAAAGCUACAAGAUAUGCUGCCAACAGUUAUCAAUCAACUUGGCCCUGAUAAUCUGGACAACCUGCGGAGGCUUGUUGAGCAGUUCCAGAAGCAGGUACCUGGUGCUGAGGCUGGCACCAGUGCAUCUGCUGCACAGGAUGACGAUGAUGAUGUCCCUGAGCUUGUCCCUGGAGAGACAUUUGAAGAGGCUGCGGAGGAGAAGAAGGAACCAGAACUGGAAGAGAAGAAAGAAUCGUAAUUUUGUUGCCUAUCGCCGUCUAUUGCUGUGAAGGGUUGUUGGUUCAGUGUUGCCAUCUACCAUGCCAGAGACCUGCUCCUCUUUGAGCUCUGACGUGCCUCGUUCGUUUCCAUAUGCUCCGGUUUUCAGUUUUACAAGAAUUCGGUCCAAUCUGACAGUGAAAUUGAGUUUUGCAACGAAUGUGCUUCACGUUCGCAAGUGUUUUUUGAUAACAAGAAUGCCUAGGGCUGUAAAUUUCUGCAGGCUUAAGCUGCAAAUGGUGGUUGGUGGCGAUUGGUGAGAA
Phragmites australis (common reed) is the source of this 929-nucleotide messenger RNA. Its product is annotated as basic transcription factor 3-like. The record is from RefSeq and is a predicted model, not a curated record. NCBI's taxonomy places the organism in Eukaryota, Viridiplantae, Streptophyta, Magnoliopsida, Poales, Poaceae. The transcript has 6 exons. Bases 137 to 646 code for a protein of 169 amino acids. Gene Ontology annotation, cellular component: cytosol; nascent polypeptide-associated complex.